AUGGCUCCCAUCAUACUGUCACUCAAUCUCUUCGACUCAACAGGCUUUACCAGCACCAUGGGAAGCAUGAUCCGCUCGCUUUUGUGCAUUCUCUUUGUUACGAUCGUACCAUACGUGCAAUGCCAAGACUCUGACACCACUACCAGUGCCUCAAUAGACGAUGGCCUACCAGCGACGACCGCCGACACUUCCUCAGUCGAGCCAUCGUACUCAGAAACCUCGAUCGCCUCCCCCAAUCCACCAACGUACAUCGCCACACCAUCAGGCUCGUGCCCCGAGGACGUUACCAUCGUAGAGACCAAGACAGGGAUGUAUGGCACAGUAACAAUCAACCCCAACGUCACCGUCACCGCCACGGAGUACGUGAUGGGCAAUUCGACGUACGAUCCUACUGAGCCGACGAUCCCUUCUGAGAGCUCGAAUCAGUAUCCCAGCCCUAGCUCGACGACGAGUGCGUCGACAACGACCGACACAGUCGCUCCGUCCGAUGAGCCGACAGUGACAGUUGACCCGACGGCUUCGUCUGAGAGCACGAUGGAAACUUCUUCAGAGUCCGGGGCAUCUUCCGGACCAGAUCCCUCAGACGUCACCCUCACAGGACCGCCGUCAGCAGAGCCUACCAGCACUGAGUCAUCCACAACAACUACAUCGGCCCCAACGACAUGCUCAAAGUACCUAUCGAGCACCACAAUCUUCCCGUCUGCCUCCGCCACCGCAUUUUACAACAACGGCACACGUUGGGACCCUUAUAAUAUGAACGCCGACAUCUUUGCGUCAAACGGCGGUACUUGGGACGAGUGUAUCCAGAAGUGUGUCGACAAUCCACAAUGCGUGUAUUUCAUGUAUAAUAGCAAUCGUGAACGAUGUAGGUUGCAAGCCGAGGGAGAAGAGCAGUGUUUGAAGGAAAUGUCGCAGUUCAGCUGUGGGAGGGUGCUGAGAGAUUAG
Messenger RNA from Cyphellophora attinorum, 945 nucleotides. RefSeq lists its product as uncharacterized. NCBI's taxonomy places the organism in Eukaryota, Fungi, Ascomycota, Eurotiomycetes, Chaetothyriales, Cyphellophoraceae. The transcript is spliced from 2 exons. The record is from RefSeq and is a predicted model, not a curated record. The coding region runs from base 1 to 945 and encodes 314 amino acids.